Molecule: messenger RNA, 1131 nt
Organism: Chlorella variabilis
Lineage: Eukaryota; Viridiplantae; Chlorophyta; Trebouxiophyceae; Chlorellales; Chlorellaceae
Exons: 6
Coding region: 1-1131 (376 amino acids)
Source: RefSeq, a predicted model, not a curated record
AUGGACAAGACUGCCAUAGACUGGAGCAGGCUAGACAAAACAAAGUUCUUCGUUGUCGGCACUGGCCUCUUCACGGUGAUCGGGCUGACGACAUGCCUGUACCCGCUGUCGGUCAUCAAGACGCGGCAGAUGGCCCUGGCGGGGUCGCAGCCGGGGCUCAAGGGCGCAUACCUCACCGCCCGCACCGUGGUGGCGCACGACGGCAUCCGCGGCCUGUACAAGGGCUUUGGCACGGUGAUCUACCUGAGCACUCUGGAAGUCUCCAAGUCCUUCAGCGGCAGCCUCCUGGCCCGUUUUGACCUGCCUGACACCGCGGCUCUGGGCGCCGCCAGCUUUGUGGGCGGCGCCAUGGCCUCGCUGUCCUCCCAGCUGAUUGUGGUGCCGAUCGACGUGGUGGCGCAGCGGCUGAUGCUGCUGGGAGGCGGCGCGAGCGGCGGCGGCGCCAGCGGCGCCAGCGGCGGGCCCGCGGGCCGCGCGGCGGCGGCGACCGAGGCGGCAGCGCGGCGGCGCACCACGGGGCUGCACCUGGCGAGGCAGAUUGUGCGGCAGGAGGGGUUGCGGGGGCUGUACCGCGGCUUUGGCGCCUCGCUGGCGAUGUUUGUCCCCAACAGCGCCAUCUGGUGGGGCAGCUACGGUGUGUGGCAGCAGGUGCUGUGGCACCAGGUGGAUGCGGCGCGGGGCCACCACUGGCACAGCGAGGGCGAGAUCCUAGGCGUGCAGACGGCGGCGGGCAUCCUCACGGGCUGCACCAGCGCCGCCCUCACCAACCCGCUCGACGUCGUGAAGACUCGGCUGCAGACGGCCGGCGCCACGGGCGCGGCGGCCAGCCUACCCGCCGCGGCGGGCGCGCCGGCAGCAGCGGCAGGAGCAGCAGCAGCGACAGGAGCGGGAGGAGGGGCAGCGGCAGGAGCGGGAGCGGCGGCGGCGGCGGCGGGGGCGUCGUUGCGGCGGCCCACGUGGCGCCAGGUGGCGGCGCAGCUGGCGCGGCAGGAGGGUGUGGGCGGCUUCUUUCGGGGCGUGGCCCCCAGGAUGGCCAGCAGCUCCAUCUGGGGCACCGCUAUGGUGACCAGCUAUGAGUGGCUCAAGCGGCUGUGUGCGCGGCCCCCGGAGCAUGCAGGCGCGCCGGUCUGA